CCUAAUCUUUGCCGUCACUUGUGGACUAGAGAACAUGCCGUGGAAAAGCUAUCUACAUUCUACCAGCUGACUGUGCAUCUGCAUAUAGCUGGAAUUUUUUUUUUUUUUUGACGAGGAGUAGAGUUUCAUUAAUGAAAAUAAAACCAUACACAGUGUACAGAGAUGAGUUGCAACACUCAAAAGGAAGGAAAAUCCAAGAGAAAGGCAAACAACAGGUGCAAAAAGAGAGAGCCCAGCAGAAAAAGCCCAAUCAACAAUCUGGAAGGGAACCCAAAGCCUACACCCGAAGAAAACCUAGCCCCAAAGCCUACACCCGAAGAAAACCUAGCCCAAAGAAACAUCAAUCAGCCAGAAGGCCGCCGCAAACAUCCCCACCCAGCAACCCUUCUUAAGCACCCUUCAUGCCGUCGGAGACUUCAUACGCCGGAAGGAGAGAAAAACUGGCACAACCACCAGAUCAUCAGCACCUGCAAGGCUGGAUGAAGAACAGCAAACGAAGUGGGAGAGCCUCUCCGACAAAGGACCGCAAUAGAGAAUGCGUGCAAGGGAGAAUCGACGCCAGAAUCACUCCCAGAUCCACCAACAACACCACCGUCGAAACCCAAAAGACCAGAAAGAAGGCACGAGGAAGAACAACCACGAAGCCCAAACCCCCACAAAUGGAAACAAGAGCGACCCCAAACGCGAGCAGAAAGGUGAACAAAGGCCAUCGCAUAAAGCCCCCACCAAACCGAGCAAGCGACGAAAGACACUUCGGCAAGAAAGAGAUCCCUGCUCUCCACCCCAUGAAUCAGUAUCCUUGGCUAUUCAAGCCGUGACAUCUCCGAAUCACCCCCAUUUAUGGGUGAAACGUGUGGAGGUAGAUAGCAGAAACACGAAAGAAGAGAACAAACCGCCGACGGCGGCUCCCUCUGACACUCACAAGCAAGAACCGAACAGCUAGAGAGACCGACUUCAAGAUCUGAAAACAAAUCUGAAGUGUGGAAGAAGAAACAAUCUCCAAGGAGAAGUUCUUGGCAAAAUCCACGAAGGGAAAGUAGCAAUAGAGAACUGGAAACCCAUAGUAGGAUGGCAAAGACUAGAAAAGCGAGAAAAAUGGGGGUUGGGUCGCCGCCGGUCACCAAAAGUGUGAAAACCGGCGGCACCCCCAGAGGCGCAUGUGGAAGAAAAGGCUAGAGAGAGGACAGAGCUUUUGAAAAGAGGAAAGGUAGAGAGAAGCUAUUACCCUUUGCUUCAGCUGGAAUUUGAUACAGCAAUUUCUUCUGCAAUAUGGAUUACAUUAUUGUUGACAAUUGACUUUUACAUAAUUCUAGCUACAUGGCUUGCAUCUAGGAUCACUUCAAGUUACCAAAUCCAUUAACCUACUUAAUAACGAUAAACUACAUUCAUACGGUUACGGAAAUGUUCACGUAUACUAUAUUUUUUGCAACACACAAAAUUAAAAAUCAUGUAAGCACAAUCAAUUAUCACAGCCGACAUAAUAUAUCGUCUGUAGUUAAAGAAUUUUAUUCCCUUAUAGUACUCAAGAUUAUGGAAUAAUUCCAAACCAAGAUAGGAAUGAAGUAUCUUAUCAAGGGUAGCAGUACCUCAAACUCCGAAAAACAACCAACAAAGUGAAUCUACGAGUACCACAGGGACUCAAAUUUUCUUUUGCCAAGAAUGCAUAAAAAAUCAAUUUUUAGGUUUUGCCAGAUUUUCGGUAAGAACCACAAUUACUUGGAUUUUUUUGAAAUGCAUGGCGAUGGUCGAAGCCAGAGAUGGAAGAAGAGGGUAUCGUUGGAGGCGAUCCUUGAGAUAUAGAUGGAGAGAGAGAGAGAGUAUUGCUGCGGUUAGUCGGUUACAAAACUCUCUAAAUCUAACUUUGAUUUUUCUUUUUGGAGAAGGAGGUGGAAUAAGAGAUUUUUGGAGAUAAAGGUUCGAGGAAUAAGAUUAGUCGCUCUUAAUGGAGAAAAUAUUUUUUUUUGCCAAUCGAUUAGGCUUAAAAAGAGGACAUAUAAAGGUUGAGAAAUGAGCAUUCUAUCUUCAAAUUAAUUUAGCUGGUAAAUGAAAGCAUGACAUCACAUAAAUCGAAAGUGUUGCUGCUACCGACUCCAGUAAAACUUCAUUACCCGUUGCAGAUAAUACACGUUGUUUCCAAAUAUGGAGAACUGACAAUAACUUAUCUUCCAUAAAACGAAAAAUCUCAACUUUUGAUGGACCCAUCAGAGAAGGUAGUUCCAAAUAAUGAUCUUGAACACCAAAGGGGCCAACUCCCAGAAAAGAACUAAGUUCCUCUUGAUCAGGUUGCCUCAAAUUUGGACUAAAAAAUCCUGCCAAUUUCUGUAAGUUGACAAUGUAGAAGAUAAUAAUACAAAGAAAGAGGUGAAUUUGGAUUUUUACUGGGUGGGUUUACGAGCACAAAGCCCAGCCGCAGCGAAGCCGGCCCAUGUCAGGCAACCCAAUGGCCACAGCUGAUCGCAGAGGUAUUUGGAGGCUGGAAUGGUUUCUAAUCUACACAAUAAAUAAAAACCAAAUGAGAAAACUUGAAGCCUCAUUUCAAAUUUCUUGCAUCGAGAGUGAAAGUAGGAAUGACAUUUUGGUCUUCACAAUUACUUUUUUUAUUCAUUAAAAAGACACUUACUAGGAUUCGAACCAUGACCACUUUAAAAAAAAGCAAAGAUCAUAACCAAUCACACUAAGUACAUUUGUUGUAUCUUUUUAAAUUAAAAACAUAUAAUCGCAGAGAGGAAAAAACCCUUCCCCCAUUUCAAAAUCUCUGCUCCAGGAGCGUUUGUAGAAAGGGUAAAAUAGGGAGUGUCAAUUUUUUUCUUUUUCCUCUGUGGAAUGGACCAACUUACCGUACACAUGCGGAUUUAAACGGGUCCACGAUUGUAAAUUUUUUUCUUUAAGUCCUUUUAUUUCUCCGUGGUGGUAAAAUAUAUAUGAAAAGGCAAAAACAAUACUCCUUUUUAUUGCUAAAAAGAAAAAAAAAUUUAACAAUAAACUAAUACAUGGAUUCUAAUGGGUAACCGCUAAUCAUAAAAUAAAAGAGUUGAAUGGGCCUGACCUACACGGGAUUUGCCCAUCAAGUAAAACAAAUGAACAUCAUGGGUUUGUCAUUCUAAAACAAGCUAUUUUCUCUAGCAUAAUAUAUAUUAUGCUAUUAUUUUAUAUCUUAGUGGCUAAAAUAUAAUGUAUUUUAAAGUUAUUCAAUGUUCAACCUCGACCAACCCAAUUAGUCCAAUUUUUAUUAUUUCAAAUAUAUAUUAUGUAAUUAUUUGAUAUCUUAAUGAUUAAAUUAUAGUGUAUAUUAUUGGGAAUCGUUUGGUAUUUGUUAGUAAAAAAAACUAAACAGAAAGAUCUAAUUGGUUAUUUUUAACAUUAAAACGAUCUUAAACAUUUUCAGUUUUCUUUCGAAAUUAUAUAGUUUUAUUCCCGAAUCAGUGAUGUGCAAAUGGCGAAUUGCAGUCAUCUCUUUUCUUUCAUUAUUUUUAAUUUUCAAAUAGAAAGUUUAAAAGUAAAUAAUAAUUAGAGUUUGACAUGGGUCGGUCAAACAGGCUGAAUUUCAAGUUUUGGCCCGUUUUGAUCAAGUCUAAUUUAUAAUCACAUGGUUCUCUGAUACCCGAUAAAAAUCUCAAUCCAAACCAGUUUGGUAGGUGAGUCCGUGUUUAUCACCAUUUUCUAGGGAUACAGGAACGGUGGUUCCUAUCCCAAAUCGUCUUGUUCAUUCUUGAUUUCUUUAGAUUUUAUCAUGGCUUGGCAAAAAAUAAGAAAGCACAAUGAUGACAAGAUGAAAGUUUUUAUAAAACAAAUAAAUCGACCAACGGGCCGAGUAAAAGCUAGCAAAGAUUGUGAGAUGCUCAUUUCCCGAAAACCGGCGGGAUAGGCGAUAUUUUAUUCGAUUUUCUGGAAUUCGGUUUAUAUAAAACUUACUCCACCUCAUCAUAUUACCAGAAACAAUAUUGUUUCACAAAGUAACAGGUACUGCAUUUUAGUUCAUAAGGUUGAUUUUUGAUUCGUUGUAUCAUUCAUCUCUUUCCUACUAAAAUUCACUAUUUUUAUCACGUGUUUUAAAAAAAAUAUAUAUACAACAAUAAGCUACAUUAUCAAAUUCAUACCUCACCUUCUUCCGGCCAAAUGGCCGGGGCCCACGCUAGUUAGUAAGAAAAUUGGGAAGUUGUUAGAUUGGACAACAUCUAAUUUCUAGAAUAUGACUUUACAAUUUGUUGAUAUUAUUUGAAUCGGAUUAUUUGAUUACGACGAGAAGUCAUAGGGGGUUUUGCUGAAUGUUUUGAGUGGGUAAUCUGUCCUAAGGGGGCAUUGAAGAGGAUUCAAGUCAAUGUGGAGAUUUGUUGAUAUGACUUGAAUCGGACUAUUUGACCAGGACAUGAAGCCACAGGGGUUUGUGUGUAGGGCCUGGUUUGUAACCUUAUUUCUUUUACCAUAUUGAAUUAGGAUUAGACCACAUGGAGAAGUACUAUAAAUACUUCUCAUACUCUUUUAUAAUCUAUAUCUCCUCAAAGUAUUGUGAAACUGACUCUCUCAUUCCCGUGGAUGACUAAUUAACACACAUUAUGUUAGUUAACCACGUAAAAUCCGAGUGUGGUGUUUCGUUUGUUGCUUUCGUUUUUCUUGCUUUGUCGAUCCUCCGAUUUUCCGAUUCGUAGAAAUAGUCAGUGUCACGAUUCAUUCAUUGGACAGUCCUGCCUUCACCUAUAUCCAUACAUCUAUCACACGCCUUCGACAAGUAACCAAUCACCUCCUCAUGUCAACAACAAACCUUUGAUUGUCAGUUAAGACUUGUGAUUUUGUUCUCUUAUGUGGAAAGAUUGGCUGAUUAAUAAGAGUCUGGGAGGAUAAUUUUCUUAGCCACUAUUUGAAAAAUAAAGAUUAGGGAAAUCG
Linum trigynum is the source of this 4881-nucleotide messenger RNA. The record is from the annotation of a GenBank genome assembly. NCBI's taxonomy places the organism in Eukaryota, Viridiplantae, Streptophyta, Magnoliopsida, Malpighiales, Linaceae.